AUGCCAACAACAACAACAUCAAAAAAGACCAAAGGACAGGACAACAAUGUUAAGCAUCUCAAGGCCAAGCAUGGUUACAGGAAGAUAAAAAGGCAGUUUUCCCAGACCCAGACAAACAUUACCUUGUGCAGCAUCCCACCGUCUGGUCACUCCUACCUCCGCCUGCCAUCGCAAAAAGUCUCCUCAGCCGCCACGGUCCAGUCCGUCUGUCCAAAGACAAUGUCCUUUGCCUUCAUCGCCACAGUGGCACUGAUGUGCUCCUCUGUGGUAGUUGCAUUUGUCCUGCAGCCUUCCGAGCAAGAAACUGCAGUUCCACAAGACUCCAUCAGCAGGUGCCAUAAAGACUCCCUGCAGUCCAUCCGCAAGGGGCUCCUUGCUGCCCUCAAUCUGCAGGCAGAGCCACGUUUGCCAGAGGGAACCAAAAAGCAGUGGAGUGGAACUGCGGCGCGGCUCCAGGCCGUGGCAGUUUCAUCUGGCUACUCCACCGAUGAUGGGCAUGACACCCAAGGAUGCUGCAACGAGACCUCAGAGGUUUCCAUGACAGAUCUGGGCUGGGACAGCUGGAUGAUCUACCCGGAGCGCCUCACCUUGGUGCACUGUGCCCCCUGCGGCCACCAUACAUCCUGCAGAACCCAGCAGCCCAACGCCCCAAAGCACGAUGACUCCCAGGUCCAGACACCAUGUUGCCAGUCCACUGCCCAUGAAGUGGUGCCCGUCAUGUACAUUGACGAAUCCAACACCGUGGUCAUCACCUCCUUGCAGCUGACCCGCCGCUGCAGCUGCCCAGCUGCCCCACAGCCUCGCUAGGACUAAAGUUUGUAAACUGUAGUGCACCACAGCUCCUAAAUUUGAAAACUCCAUAAUAACUUCAUGUACUUCCAUUAAAUUGAAGAGCUUUCCCACUAAACAUGCAGCUUCCAUUAGAUUUUUACUCUUCCUAUUCCACCUCAUAAUAUAACCAGACUAAAACCUGAUCACAUCGUAAAUUGGAUUUUUGAAGGGGAGCUCAAAACACUCACAAAUGCUGCCGCUUUCAUGUAUUUAUCUACGCUCAUUGGGAGCUUUCAACACGGAGCGUUGGAUCAGUGAAAAGGUUCGUCAAAGGUUUGCAUUCCUGUUUCAACAAGCACCAUGACAUCAAAUUUGUGUUUCCAAAAUUCCAAGCAUUGUCUUUUUCGGGAAAUGACCACAUGAUGUUGUGUACUUGACACGCUGGGGAUUUAUCGCCACCUGCUUUAAGACAAAUCUCCCGAGUGUUGGGGCGCAUUUAUUUAAUGCAGGGUACUGAGUGUUCCCUCCAAAAAUGCGCAAACUUCCCUGUGCCAAAUGCUCUUCUCGUCUCUGCAGAAAAGUCUCUCCUAUUAGGGAGAAGGACGUUUUUUCCAGUUAGUUCAAGUAAAUGCUUAACAAUUUACAUACAGAAGCAAAUGUGUUGUUUUUAUAUGCAAACCUGAAGGGGAGCUGUAUUAAUUAUUACAUACGUAUAAAUAUACUUCACUAUAAACACUGUGUGUGCUUUUUAAGCAUUAGCGCUGUCCAAUGGAAAGUAUGGAUUUUCCUUAAAAAAAAAAUUCCAGAACACUUAUUCGAAUCAGUCGCACUGCCAGCCACUUUUGCUUAAAAUCAGUCACCACUUAACAAUGCCUAUUAUGAGUAGACUCACUAAAAUCUCAGUAAAUCUUUGAGGUUUUACUAAUUUUGAAGUGUGUGCAAUUGGCACUGAAUUCAUUGGCUGUCAUUGACUGUGCAGACGACUGGGCGUGGUUGCCUGUGCCCCUUUUUUAAAUGAAUGGGAUGUCUGUGGCAAUUAGUUGAAAACCUUUCCAUUAAAUACGACCACUAGGAGAUGGUGAAUUUUAAUUUUACAUUUUGAGUCAUUUAAUACAUCAUGAUGCAGUGUAUGACAAUUGUAAAAUUUUACACGUUGGAUUUAGAAAAAUUGAGAUGCAUGCUUCUUACUGGACAUAACCAUAUAACAUAUAAUUGUUGUAGUUCUCUUAUUCUUAUGAAAUUAGUGCUAAACUGAGUAUCAUUGAUUGUAGUUCUCUUUUCACGUUUAUUUACAGUUACCUCACGAGUACAGUCAAGGGCGUAGAUUUGCACAGGGACGGUAGGGACAUAACACUACCAACUUUUCAGGCUGCUGAAAUUGUCCCCACAAACUUUUAGGCAAGCGUAGUUGCUUGAUUUAUUGAGUUCAGGAAUAUAACUCAUUAAAAUUGUCUUCGCAUAUGUUGUAAGGAUAGAAUGCAUUCUACCAUUAAUUAGUGAACUAUGAACUUGCUAACCUGCAAAACUACUAUGGUCAGGCCAGCCUCAACAAGGAACAACAAAGUCAAGAUAGGCAUCUCUCAUUUGGAUCAUUAUUUGUAUUAUGUGCAUUACGGUAAUGCAGUGCAGUGGCUUCAGAGUGCAAGUUCUUUUAUUUAAAAAAAAAAUGGGGAGCUAUCCAAUAAUGGGUCCACUUCAGAGGGACACUGACAUGAAUAUGAACAUGAACUGACAUGAAAAAAAAUCUAUGAAAUGAAAUGACACAUCAGAAUUUCACAAGAGUAUUUUGGUCCGAGUCUUGGAGUAGUCUAGGAUGCCUCAGAUGUAGAUCGGUCCUUGGAUAUCUCAGAUUUCUUUUUGAUUAAUUUUCUCCCAAAUCACUUUUAUAUCACAACACUUUAGUUUGAGUCUAUGGGUGCGCCAGUGUCCCCCAGAAGUUGACCCAUUCUUGGAGACCUCACCGUUUUCUAUUUAAUAAAGGCACCUGCACUUCAAAAUGUUUCUUCAGUAUAGUUUUUUGAAAACAAAGGUUUGAAUUGAACAUUGUAUCACCUGGACCAGGGCCCAGGCCAUUUGGGGGCCCUAAGCAAAAUAAUGCCAAGGGGCCCAUAUUUUUUGCCCACCAUUUCGUCACAGUGUACUGUGAAACCCAUACAUGCAAUCCAACCCAUACUUCCAUAUUUUGUAUAUUAAUCAGAUUUUGUUGCACUGUAUACUUCAAACUUCUCACCCCAAAUGAUUGUCAGUACUUACAGUAGAUUGUUGCACUGUACACUUCAAACUUCUCACCCCAAAUGAUUGUCAGUACUUACAGUAGACGGCGCCAAACCUUUUUCUAAAAGAGGAAAAGAAGAAGUUAAGGAAGAACUUUUUUUUAAAGCUUAUAAUCAAGUAUCAAACUCACAAAAGUCAAAUAAAGCAAUAAAGCAAAUAAACUGUAGUAAACUGAUGUUUGCAUAAGUAAACGGCAUUGCGUGCCACAUUAUUCACGAUGCUCUAUUAACAUAUAAAAUGAGGUUGCCAGAUUGGGGGCCCCCUAGUGGUCAGGGGCCCUAAGCAGCUGCAUAGUCAGCGUAUAGGCUGGGCCGGCCUUGACUGAACCAAUAUACAUGAAAGAGAUUUAUUGUGCAUUAAUCAUUGAGCUUAUCAAUUAUAUUGGGUUCAUAUUCGUGAGAAAUGUAGUCCCCGUUCAAUAAUCUGUUUGGUCAUAUUAAUGUAACGUCCCCAGCAAAAAGUAUACAUGCAGGUUAUGCUGUUAUAUCGUCCCUACCAAUGUUGAGACCAAACCUACGCCCUUGAGUGCAGUACUUUAAAAAAUUAUAUAUGUAUUAUAAUGUGUGGAUUAAAAAAAAACACUAAUUGUAAUGUGUGGAUUUCAGGAGUACAAAGUAACUCUUUCUAAAUUGAUGAUUCUUUGCUUCCAUUUCAUGUAUAAUAAAGGCUAUCAAAA
Molecule: messenger RNA, 3721 nt
Organism: Corythoichthys intestinalis (scribbled pipefish)
Lineage: Eukaryota; Metazoa; Chordata; Actinopteri; Syngnathiformes; Syngnathidae
Gene: gsdf
Product: gonadal somatic cell derived factor
Exons: 6
Coding region: 1-807 (268 amino acids)
Molecular function (GO): growth factor activity
Source: RefSeq, a predicted model, not a curated record